Choloepus didactylus (southern two-toed sloth) is the source of this 653-nucleotide messenger RNA. Its product is annotated as sulfotransferase 1C4-like. The coding region runs from base 1 to 588 and encodes 195 amino acids. Gene Ontology annotation, biological process: sulfation. The transcript has 5 exons. Gene Ontology annotation, cellular component: cytoplasm. The record is from RefSeq and is a predicted model, not a curated record. Lineage: Eukaryota; Metazoa; Chordata; Mammalia; Pilosa; Megalonychidae. Gene Ontology annotation, molecular function: sulfotransferase activity.
AUGCCUUCUCCAAGAACACUGAAAACUCAUUUCCCUGUGCAACUACUGCCUCCAUCCUUCUGGGAACAGAAAUGUAAGAUAAUCUAUAUGGCAAGGAAUGCAAAGGACAACAUGGUGUCCUAUUACCAUUUUCAAAGGAUGAACAAAAGACUCCCUGAUCCAGGAACUUGGGAUGAGUACUUUGAAACAUUCUUGGCAGGCAAAGUGUGCUGGGGGUCUUGGUAUGACCACGUGAAAGGCUGGUGGAGGAAAAAAGACAGUCAUCCCAUUCUCUAUCUUUUCUAUGAAGAAAUGAAAAAAGACCCAAAAUGUGAAAUUAGAAAGGUGAUGGAAUUCCUGGGAAAGAAUCUAGAAGAAGAGGUUUUAGAUAAAAUUGUCUAUAACACUUCAUUUGAUGUAAUGAAAAAUAAUCCCAUGACCAACUACACGAAUGACACUGUAAUGAAUCAAAAUGUCUCUCCAUUCAUGAGAAAAGGAAUCAUGGGAGAUUGGAAAAAUCACUUCACCAUAGCUCAGAAUAAGCAAUUUAAUGAAGACUAUGAGAAAAAUAUGGCCGAUACAUCUCUGUCUUUCUGCAUGGAACUCUAAAAAGCAGAGCAAGAGAGCAAGAUCCAUUCUUUUGCCAGCCUCUGUGAGGUGGAAGAGAAAUGUUU